Messenger RNA from Selaginella moellendorffii, 3027 nucleotides. Its product is annotated as pentatricopeptide repeat-containing protein At2g13600. NCBI's taxonomy places the organism in Eukaryota, Viridiplantae, Streptophyta, Lycopodiopsida, Selaginellales, Selaginellaceae. The record is from RefSeq and is a predicted model, not a curated record. The coding region runs from base 677 to 2533 and encodes 618 amino acids. Gene Ontology annotation, molecular function: protein binding; RNA binding; oxidoreductase activity. Gene Ontology annotation, biological process: RNA modification. The transcript is spliced from 5 exons.
GGAAUACUCGAAUCCUGGCUAUCUGGAUGCGCUCAAGCACUUGACGGAUCUCAAAGAAGAAGGGAAGAUCAAAACUUUGGCUCUCACGAACUUUGACACGAAGCGAUUGGAAAUAAUUGUCAACAAGGACAUCCCGAUCGUUUCAAAUCAGGUCCAACAUUCUCUGGUGGACAUGAGACCUCAAAAACACAUGAAGGAUGUGUGCGAGCAAAGUGGUGUAAAGCUUAUCACAUACGGGACUGUCAUGGGAGGGCUGCUCUCGGAAAAGUUUGUCGACGCAAACGUUUCAAUACCUUUUGCAGGCCCCGCUCUCGAUACACCUUCUCUAAAAAAAUACAAACAGAUGGUGAAUGCCUGGGGAGGCUGGGAUCUAUUCCAAGAGCUCUUAAAAACUUGCCAACAAGUUGCUAUGAAGCAUGGAGUUUCAAUCUCCACUGUUGCUGUGCGCUAUAUACUCGACCAACCUUGCGUUGCAGGCUCCAUGGUUGGUGUGCGACUCGGCAUUUCCGAGCACCUAAAAGAUUCGGAAGCCAUCUUCCAACUCAAGCUAGAUGAGGACGACGUGGACAGAAUUGGAUCAGUGAUAAGCAGGGGAAAGGACUUGAUGGCCGUCAUUGGAGAUUGUGGUGAUGAGUAUAGACGAGCUUAGAUUGAGAUCAAGUUCGCAAUGGGUUAGAUGGACUGCCGCCAGUCUGAAGAAAAAGGAUUGCUCCUUCUCGACAAACGCCAUGAAUCCAAAAGAGAGGACAGUCACAACUACGUGAGACUUCUCAAGGCGUACAGGGACAGUAAAGACUUAGUAAAAGGCCGGGUUGUUCACGAUCAAAUCUCUCGCAGCCAGCACUACAGGGACAGGCUCCUACUUAAUCUCCUCGUAGAGAUGUAUGGGAAGUGUGGCAGCGUAGUCGAAGCACGCAAAGUGUUCGAGAGCAUCGACCGCCCCAAUGUCUACUCCUGGAACAUCAUGACCAACGCUUAUGCCCAGAACGGGUAUCUCUUCCAGGCCAGAAGGAUGUUUGACACAAUGCCGGAGAGGGACUGCGUUUCCUGGAACUCCAUAGUGACAGCGUAUGCUCAGGCCGGGUAUAUGGACGAAGCUUGCUACCUGUUCGAGAAGAUGCCAGCCCGGGACCGUGUAUCGUGGAACACUCUAAUCGCCGCCAAUGCUCAAAGUGGUCACUUCAAGGAGGCCUUGGGCUUGUUCAGAAGGAUGGACUUGGACGGUGUUGCUCCUGACGAGUUCACUUUCAUCAGUGUUCUGGAUGCCUGCUCGAGCCUGGUAGAUGUGGAAACAGGCCGAAUGAUCCACGAGAGCGCUGUGGAGACUGGUUACGUUUCAAGCUUAGUGGUGGGAAGCUCCCUUGUCAACAUGUAUGGAAAGUGUGGUCGAGCGAAGGCCGCGGAAUUCAUCUUCUGGAAAAUGCCUAGGCGCAACAUAGUUUCCUGGACUGCGAUGAUCUCCGCUUACUCGAGCAACGGGCACUGGUCGCAAGCUAUCACUCUCUUCAGCAAGAUGGAUCUGGAAGGCGUCGAGCUGGGCAAGGUGACUUUCGUUGCUGCUCUCGACGCUUGUGGAUCGGGUGCGGCUCUCGAGACAGGCAGAUUGAUCCAUAGCAGCAUCGAAGAUAGAAACGACGUCUCUCAGACCGAGGUGGUGCUGGGAACUUGCAUCAUCGACAUGUACGGAAAAUGCAAGAGUCCCAGAGAAGCAAGGCUCGUCUUUGACAAGAUGCCCGAGAAGAACGUCAUAACUUGGACAGCCAUGAUCGCCGGCUACGCUCAAAACGGCCACGGCAAGGAAGGAGUGGCCUUGUACCGAGCAAUGGACCUCCACGGCGAGCAGCCAAACUUCAUAACUUUCGUCAGCGCCCUCGACGCCUGUUCCUUGAUUCCAUCCAUAGCGAGCGGGAGGAUCAUCCACGAGGGAAUCCCGAGUGAGCUGCAGCGAUCCAACGUCAUCGUCUCGACCGCCAUCGUCACCAUGUACGCGAGAUGCGGCAGCAUGGACGACGCCAGGAGAGUCUUCGACUGGAUGGAGCAGCGAACAGCAGUCUCGUGGAACGCGAUGGUGGCCGGCUACACUCAAAACGGCCGAGGUCUGGAAGCUUUCGAGGUGGCGGAGCUCAUGGACGUGGAAGGGAUCCCAAAGAACGACAUCACUUUCAGCAUGCUUCUCGCCGCUUGCAGCCGCUCGGGCCUCGUCAGUAGAGGCCGGGACUACUUCGUGUCGAUGAUGGAGGAUUAUGCCAUCCAGCCAAACGUGGAACUCUUUUCCAGCAUGGUCGACGUUCUAGCUCGGGGAGGAAGACUCUUCGAGGCUCAAGAGCUGGUGACGAGCAUGCCGUUUGAGCCGAACGAUCUGGCCUGGGCGACGCUGCUAGGAGCCUGUGUGACCUUCCAAGAUCCUUGGAGGAGCGAACAGGCGAAAGAUCUUUUUCGAUCAUCAGGUGGUAGCGUUGACCAGCGCGAAUGGAGCAGCGUCGUCUCGACUGGACAGCUUCACGAGCUCGCUAGCGGUUCUCCUCCGGCGUGAAGUGCCGCUAUGGAGUCUACACAAGCUGAGGAGCGACAUCCACAGCACCGACUGAGGCUUGAACAGGAUGUUGGCGAUGAGAUCCUCGGGUUCCUUGAUCUGGCCCGAGCGUCCCAGCAGAUCCGUCUUAUCCAUUGCCGAGCUUCCCUGAGUGGCUGGAGAUGGAGAGACGCCGUGGAGCAGCAUUUCGCAGAGGAGCUCCGUGGCUCUUGCCGGGAAUCCAUUCCGGGCGUAGGCGGUGGUCCACGAGACAACGUCGGUUCUCGCGACUGGGGAGCUCUCGAACGCUUGCCUCGUCAGCUAUAGCCCGCCAGCUUUGCCGUACGUGGUGAUCAUGGCGGUGGUGAGGACAACGUUGGUGUGGAGUAUGGGAAAACACCAGAUCACCACAUCAGCGAUCCUCCACAUCCAUAGCUAGCUAUAUAACGAUGUAACCGACACGCUAUGAAGUUAACUGAGCAAAAUUCUUGGGUUGAAAACAAUCCAAUGGCCAA